Topomyia yanbarensis is the source of this 441-nucleotide messenger RNA. RefSeq lists its product as uncharacterized. The record is from RefSeq and is a predicted model, not a curated record. Lineage: Eukaryota; Metazoa; Arthropoda; Insecta; Diptera; Culicidae. Bases 30 to 359 code for a protein of 109 amino acids. The transcript is spliced from 3 exons.
AUCGAAUAUAUACAGAUUAUAUAAGUAAAAUGAAGCUACUUUUGGUAACGUUGUUAAUUAUCACUUGGGUAUUCACAUGUUGUAAAGCAUAUGUACGUUAUUCUCCCAACGCGACACAUCCAGAUUAUCCCAACCAAUGCUUCGAUGCAAUAGGUCAAAUUCACGUGGACGUUGGAACAACGGUGCACAACAAACACUGUGAACGAGUCACCUGUUAUGAAGAUUACUCGAUGUCAAUCACUGGGUGUGGUGUUAUUGCGGCUUCAUCACAAUGUCAACUGACACCGACAGAUUAUGAGAAGCCAUAUCCAGAUUGCUGUCCUAGAAUGGAUUGUUCAACUUCAAAAACAGAUGUUUAGCUCAUUGAUCCACUGUUCAACAUAACAAUAAGUUAAAAAAAACUAUAAAAUCAGUUCUUUGAAGACACAACCCUUUAACAAA